AAACCCUAUACUUAUACUUUAUCUUCUAAGACUCCCUACACUUAACAGCCCAGCUGUAACGCAACGCAGAAAGGUCUAGAACAAACCACCAACACCCAACACGAAAUGAAAUGUUAAUGGCCACAACUGUGGCGACAAUCACCGAGGUGAAGAGCAGAUAAAAGACAACCACAAAGAAGAGAACCCGACCCGCAACAUGCGACCCAGAUCACUAACACGAGUUUGAGACGAGUAGAAAAGGGGUGGUUUUAAGUUUAAGGAAGAAACUGUCUUGACUUGCCAACUUGGUUACAGACUUGUGGUCUCAACUGAGUUCAAAAGUGGGUUUGCUUCCGAGUCAAGUCGUAAAGGAGAAGUAGAAAAGUAGAUGGUGGGUGAAACGGGAAAGUUGUUUGGUUUGGGAUGUGACCCAGUGGUGGGAUCACUGACUUCUUCAAAGAAGAAGGAUUACAGGGUUACAAAUCGUCUCCAAGAGGGAAAACGCCCUCUAUAUGCUGUUGUUUUCAACUUCAUAGACUCUCGCUAUUUCAAUGUUUUUGCCACUGUUGGUGGCAAUAGGGUCACAGUUUAUCAAUGCCUUGAAGGAGGAGUUAUUGCUGUUUUGCAAUCUUAUGUAGACGAAGAUAAGGAUGAGUCUUUUUACACAGUGAGUUGGGCAUGCAAUGUUGAUGGGGCUCCAUUUGUUGUGGCUGGAGGAAUUAAUGGGGUAAUCCGAGUCAUUGAUGCUGGCGAUGAGAAGAUACACAAGCAGAGUUUUGUUGGCCAUGGAGACUCCGUGAAUGAAAUCAGGACUCAAACAUUAAGGCCAUCGCUUGUGAUAUCUGCAAGCAAAGAUGAAUCUGUCCGCCUGUGGAAUGUUCAUACUGGAAUAUGCAUUUUGAUAUUUGCUGGAGCUGGAGGACAUCGUAAUGAAGUUUUAAGUGUUGAUUUCCAUCCAUCAGAUAUAUAUCGCAUUGCUAGCUGUGGCAUGGAUAAUACUGUAAAAAUAUGGUCUAUGAAAGAGUUCUGGACAUAUGUAGAACAAUCAUUCACGUGGACAGAUCUUCCUUCUAAGUUUCCCACAAAAUAUGUCCAGUUUCCGGUUUACAAUGCUUCAGUUCAUCUAAAUUAUGUUGACUGUAAUAGGUGGCUUGGUGAUUUUAUCCUCUCAAAGAGUGUUGACAAUGAAAUUGUCUUGUGGGAACCUAAAGUGAAGGAACAAACUCCUGGGGAGGGUGUAGUUGACAUCCUUCAGAAAUACCCUGUUCCCGAGUGUGAUAUCUGGUUCAUCAAAUUUUCUUGUGAUUUCCAUUUCAACAUAGCUGCUGUAGGUAACAGGGAAGGGAAGAUUUUUAUUUGGGAAUUGCAGUCAAGUCCUCCUGUACUUCUUGCAAGGUUGUCACAUCCUCAAUCAAAAUCUCCAAUCAGACAGACUGCUACAUCCUUUGAUGGAAGCACCAUAUUGAGUUGCUGUGAGGAUGGGACAAUAUGGCGUUGGGAUGAAGUUACAAACUCCUCAACCUAACCUUUCUCAGCUUUUACUAGUAUGAUGGACCAAUAUCACUGAUCAAAUAAUUUAGUUUAGCUUGUGAACCACGACAAUGUUUGUUCUUAAGUUGUGUGAUUUCUCGUUUUAAAUUUGGCAAUGCAUUAUCUCUACUACCAACCCUAUCAUCUCUUCUACUAACCUUCUCAGAAGAGAAAAUUUUGAGCGCCUGAGUUGAUGCAAAUCAUCAUACCAUCAGUAGAAGAUUAUGAAAGGAA
Vigna unguiculata (cowpea) is the source of this 1743-nucleotide messenger RNA. RefSeq names its product polycomb group protein FIE1-like. Lineage: Eukaryota; Viridiplantae; Streptophyta; Magnoliopsida; Fabales; Fabaceae. The record is from RefSeq and is a predicted model, not a curated record. Gene Ontology annotation, molecular function: protein binding.